This is a messenger RNA of Prunus armeniaca (apricot), 405 nucleotides long. The record is from the annotation of a GenBank genome assembly. Lineage: Eukaryota; Viridiplantae; Streptophyta; Magnoliopsida; Rosales; Rosaceae.
AUGGCACGCCAAAUUGUUGUUGUUGCUCUUGUUCUGAUGGCCACAGUGGGCUUGGCUUUUGGCGCCGAAGCCCCCAGCCCCAGCGCCGGUGCCGCUGCCACCACAACCCCCAAACCCGGUCUCCCAACGUUUAGUGGUGUGCCUGUUUCCGGACCCGUAGCCGCAGCCGACGAUAACCAAGUGGGAACCAUGGGCGGUGAGAGCGCUGUCGCUCCUUCUCCCAGUGGCAGUGCUUCUAGCGAUGGUGUCACCGCCGGCUCUGUUGGUGGACCUGUCUCCGAGUCAACUUUUGGCUCCAUUGAUGGUGGCAAUGCCGAAAGUCCUAAGGCUAGUGCUGCCACCACCGGACAGCUCUCCGCUGGAGCGGUUGUUGCCGCUGGCAUCGCCGCCUCCUUCUUCUUCUAA